Molecule: messenger RNA, 1049 nt
Organism: Cyprinodon variegatus (sheepshead minnow)
Lineage: Eukaryota; Metazoa; Chordata; Actinopteri; Cyprinodontiformes; Cyprinodontidae
Product: sushi, nidogen and EGF-like domain-containing protein 1
Exons: 6
Coding region: 168-1049 (293 amino acids)
Biological process (GO): cell-matrix adhesion
Source: RefSeq, a predicted model, not a curated record
UUAGUGGAACAACCAGCUCUCGAGUGGACGAUGGAAGCUCCCCACGAAUUUCACUCCUUCAAACCUUCAACUAUUUUGGCAAAUUCUACUCUCAGAUUUAUGUAAACCACAAUGGUCAUCUGACCUUUGAAGCACCAUGGAGUAGUUAUUCACCAGAAAAGUUUCCAAUGGAUGAAGGCAGAGAUAUUAUUGCUCCAUUCUGGGCUGAUUUAGACAACAGAAAGAGUGGCAACAUCUACUAUGUUCAGUAUACCAACGGCUCUAUUCUCCAACAAGUUACCCAGGACAUCAACGUGUACUUCCCAGAGCUUACCUUUAAUGCCAGCUGGAUCUUUAUAGCAACAUGGCAUAAAAUUCCCUAUAUUUUAAUGCCUGAAACACAAACAACCUUUCAGGCAGUCUUGGCUUCCAAUGGGAAUUAUUCAUUUGUUAUACUGAAUUACGGUUCCCUAGCAUCAAAACCAGUCUCCAUAGAGGCUGGAUACGACACAGCUUAUUCCUGUCACAACUUUACCAUGCUUGGGUCAUUCUCUCAAAAGGCAAUCCCAAAAAUUACACUUUUAGGCCUUGGUAGUAAUGUCAAAAUAUCCGGUCGCUGGGCUUUCCGUGUAGAUCUUGGUUCAAGGGACUGCAAUGGACCCCUCUACCCAAUUGGUGGAACAACAAGCUCUCGAGAAGAUGAUGGAAGCUCCACACAAAUUUCACUUCUUCAGUCAUUUAACUAUUUUGGCAAAUCCUACUCUCAGAUCUAUGUGAACCACAAUGGACAUCUGACCUUUGAAGCACCAUGGGCCAGUUUUUCUCCUCAACAGUUUCCAAUGCAUGGAUGUAGAGACAUCAUUGCUCCUUACUGGACUGAUUUAGACAAUCAUGCAAGUGGUAACAUCUUCUAUGUUCAGUACACCAAAGGCUCUAUUCUCCAACAAGUUACCCAGGACAUCAACAUGUACUUCCCAGAACUUAACUUUCAUGCUAGCUGGAUCUUUAUUGCAACAUGGCAUAAAGUUCCCUAUUUUUCAAUGCCUAAAACGGUGAGGAAAUCUAUUUGA